Molecule: messenger RNA, 4497 nt
Organism: Hippocampus comes (tiger tail seahorse)
Lineage: Eukaryota; Metazoa; Chordata; Actinopteri; Syngnathiformes; Syngnathidae
Gene: nudt19
Product: nudix (nucleoside diphosphate linked moiety X)-type motif 19
Exons: 3
Coding region: 109-1302 (397 amino acids)
Cellular component (GO): mitochondrion
Molecular function (GO): hydrolase activity, acting on acid anhydrides, in phosphorus-containing anhydrides
Source: RefSeq, a predicted model, not a curated record
AGAUUGGAAUUGCGAUUACUUCCGGGUGUUACCAAAACAACAACUUUGCCCAUAGAUGCAGUGACUUUACAAUGAAUUUGACAAAAAUUUAACAUUUGACGUUUUAAAAUGAACACUGGACUGAAACAUUGGAAGGAGGCCGCCACUCUCAUUCUAGUGGCGGGUCACAGGCUCGGCGUGGAAAAUGUAUCCACGCCGGGUUUUGCGUGUUCUCAGUCGACCGUUAAAACCGAAGGACGACCUCGAGUUCCUCACGUCUUUGACUACAAUGUUUUGCUCCUGAAACGAAGCAGUAAAAGCGGAUUCAUGCCUAACGCCUAUGUGUUCCCCGGAGGAAUGGUGGACCCUUCCGACUUUUCGAGUGAGUGGUUGGACGUUUUCAAAGCUUUUACCAACUCUCCCAACUUUGGCUUAAGGUGCGUCCGGCAACCACCAGAGACUAGACCGCCGAUAUUUGCUACCGACCGGCACAAACUGGGCUCCCCUAUCCCGGGAGAGGUCGCAUUCCGGAUUUGCGCCUUGAGAGAGACAUUCGAGGAGUCUGGCGUGCUGCUUUUCGUGUCCAAAAAGGAAGAACUGAGUCUGUUAAAGAGUCUUAAAGACAGGCGCGCCGACGAUGAAGUCAAACAUUACAAAGUAAACGAGCUUUGCAGCGAUGAGCUGAGCAAAUGGCGGACUUUGGUAAACCAGAACCCGUCAAACUUCGUCAGGAUGUGCAGGGAGCUGGAGGUGCUGCCCAACAUCUGGGCCCUCCACGAGUGGGCCAACUGGCUGACCCCCGAGGGACAAUACGGCACGAAGAGGUUUGACACGGCCUUCUUCAUGUGCUGCCUGGAAGAGAGACCAUGCGCCCUCCAAGACCAAAAGGAAAUUCAACACUUGCAGUGGUCGACGCCCUCGGACGUCCUGCAGAGCUUCGGGGCUCGCAAUUUGUGGAUUGCCCCCCCACAGUUCUAUGAGCUGAGGCGUAUGUGCCGUUUCCUCUCGCUGAGCGACCUCCACGCAUUUGCCAGUCGACGCGGCACCGACGGCUGCGAGCAGUGGCUGCCUGUCAUCCUCUUCCAGGACAACGGCUACAUAUCAGUGCUGCCAGGAGACCAGCUGUACCCGUCUACCGUUUCAGAAGCGACUAUGGUGGAAACAAACCUGGAGAUUCAUGGAGGUUCUAAAUCUGCGCUACAUCGCUUCUUGAUCUCAGACCCCUACAGUCCAGAACUGCAGGUCAACAUUACACCCAAGUACAACCACACGCUGCCUCUCAUUGGAUCAGUGAACUCCACAACCCUUGUGGGAACAAAAUAGCAGCAACUCACGAACAAGAACACUCCAGACAGAAGACACAAAAUCAGGUGUUAAUGUGUUGAAGCCAUUUGAGUUGUGUAGGACUUAGGGACAUUUCCCUCUCCCUUCACUGUCUUCGGACUUUGGCCCAUGUACACGUGCUAUAUACACCACAGGUGCCAAACUCAAGGCCCGGGGGACAGAUCUGGCCCAGUCAUAAUGGCGCUCCAAUGGACACGGUAACAGAAAUGUGGCCUGCAACAAAAAUUAGGUUAUCACCCCUGAUAUACAAUAUUGGUUGAUUCAUGCAUUUGCAGGAGGUGGAGGUAGUGGGUACAUAUGAUGGUGUUGUGCCAAAUACUGAUGUAAUUUUUGGAUGAAAUAAGGUUUUUCAAAGUGAAAUCACAAAAACAAGAUCAGACGCUAACACAGAAUCAGAGAUGUAAUUUAUAAAAUCUGAUUCGUUACUCAUCAACAUGCCUGUGAAAUAGAAAUUUACAAACAAAUGCAGUAUGUGACUGAUAAGAAAAAGAGCAACUUUAAACGCUACACGUACAGGGGCAUCUUUUAUUAAAUUAUAAUGUCGUGGAACCUUCACAAACUGAAACUCCUUUAUAGAGAUUCAUCACGUCGUGUGAAAUAUUACAUUUAUUAUUUUUAUUGGUUUCAUGAUUAUUUAUUACUGGUCACGAAAACCAGUAAAACACGAUUUCAAGAAAUUAGAAUGUCACAAACAAAACCUCCAUUUUCUAAAGGAAAUUAGGUAGGGAUUUGCCUUCUGAAAACUACUGUGUUAAAUGAAUCUUGAGUAUCAUAUAUAUACUUUUAAUGGACUACUGAAAUUAAAAAAAUAGCUUAACAACCUCAGCCUUUUAUUCAGCCAACAUUUAUUUCAGUCAAAGAACAACUUUUUUGUGUAGCAAUGUGAGAAAUUGAAUUGUGUGACUGUUGACAUCAAUCCAGCCGUUGAAUGCCUCCUGUGUCGUGGCUAUUCAGAUAAAGUUAGCUUCUUGUAUUAUUGUUAUUAUUAUCAAAUUAUAAUAAAGCACAAUUUAUUGUAUUAGGUUUUGUAUUAUUUUAUCAAGGGAAAUCAAAAACGUCCAGGCUAAAUGCAUUCACUGUAUUUGGAUUAAAAUGGAAAUACUGUAACACACACCUGUGUAUGUCUGACAGGCUAAGUUGAAAUAACACAGCUCAACCUUUGUGCUGUUUGCCUCGGAGAGUCAGUUGAGGGGUUACCAUGGCAACUCCACAGCCUUGGAAACCCACAAUCUUUGUCGGUGAUGAGACAAUGAUGCAUUGCCGUGCGUGGCUCGCGUCGCUGCCGAGAACUCUGUUUGGGAGAAGACUCGUUCACCUUUAAAUGACCCUCCACGUAUGAUUAAAGUGGAAUUCAACUUUUUGGGAGGAAAUUGUCGAAUUUUCAAGCUUGCCAAAAUAUAUUUAGAUAUCUCCUGAGCUGUCCGAAAUAGUCUCCAGAGUCAGCAACCCCUCACGCUUCAGAAAAUUCAAGUCCGCAACAUUUUAGUCCCCUCCUUCUUCGCCAUGUUUAAUUCAUCGCAGAUGUAUUUUUGCAUCUUUUGGAACUUUCUUGAAAUGACAGGAAAGAGAAACAAGAUGCAAAAUGGUUUUCAUGCAGCACUGUGUCCUAAGUGCUUUUGGGCUUUUUAUAUAAAGAAAGGACCAGUGACUUUUAAAGGAUGCACAACAGCUUAAGAAAAUAAUGGGGAGGAAUGGAAAAUGUUUACAUUUUUACGUUAUAUGUUGAGAGAAAGCAGACAACUCCAGGGGAUUUGUUUUUUUUUUUUUUAACAAAGGCUAAUAAUGCAAACAAUUAAAAACAGCGCUGUAUGCCAUAAUAUGUUCUGAUGAAAUUCAAUUUCAAAGCUUCAGUGUUUUUUCAGUGUCGCGGUUUAAAUUCAAUUCACUUUUCAAAGAUUGGAUUUGUGCCGCUCUCUUUCUUAAAAAAAAAAAGAGCAACACCUACAUCUUUUUCUCUGUUUUUUCCAUAUAGAUAUGGAUUCCACAGAAAAAAAAGCAGAUUUUGUUGUUUUUAUGGUGUCACUGAAAGAAAUGACUUGACCUUUCAACCAUAGCCCAGCGUAAACAAAAAGCGUCAGUAAAUGGAGUCUUUUUGUCCGUUUUUUUCCACGUAUCCACUUUCAGCUUCCUACUAGCCUUUAGUGGUUGGAUUUGAAUUCAUUGGCGUCGCAGUGCACUACUUACACCAAACCCCUCCUUGGAGCCUCAGGGCCUUAACAUCUCCUGGGCUAUUCUAGGAAUACACAAAUACUCUUAGAAGUAAAACCAUUAGCCAGGCAGAUCAAGCAUCUCCAUUGGAAAAUUGAACAGCAUUUAACCUUAAGGUGGUUAUGUCCCAAGUAAUAAUCGUCUGCUUAAAAUCCCUUCAGCUUUGCAGCACUUACAACGUCGAGACUUGACAUUUGGCACUUUUAAAAACCAAGAUGAUUAUCUCAAAUGAUUGAAUUGCACAAGACAGAAUACAUGCAAGGACUUCUGCUAAGUGUGCUUUUUGAAUUGUUUUUAUUAUAAUAAAUAUACCUGAUUGUAUGUACAUUAUCUGACAGAUGACUGUACAAAACCUCUAUUCAUAUAUAUUCAUGUACCGUAUAUACAUACACAUGUUGCAAUACUGUAUAUACAUUCAACCCUGAAAAGAAGCACAAGCUUAACAGUGAACUGGUGUGUUACUUAAAAAUUUUGGCCAUCUUGUUAAGGACCCCUUUUCACCCACCCACCAUUUGAUAGCAUUAGCAUAGCAUUGUGAUUUGAUGCACAACAAUCUGGCUUCAUGCCAACUAGCUACACUACGGAAUGGUGCCCAUUAAAUCACAUCCAGCCCAUGAAGAGCGAAGUUUUGCCUGUCGUGCUUUUCCCUCGAUCAGAUGGCCGCAUUUGCUUGAAACAAGUCUAAAUGUGAAACAUCAUCUAGCGUCAAAGAGGAAUAGUAGUCAGGCUACAUGAGCUCUCUCGCUAAUCCACUUGGAUUACGUGUCGCUGAUGGCCAGAUACUGCCUUCCAUUACAGCAUUGAACACAUUUAUGAAGACAGACUGACGAGAAAGGCAAAUAACAUCGAAUGUGUUAUACACACCCUCUGACAUCGUUUUUUGAAUACUGUUGCCAUCACCCCCCUCUGGCCAAGUGCAGACCCAAAUUCUCUCCUGUGCCACAAGCCUUAAAAGCAUUCAGUCAA